Puccinia graminis f. sp. tritici CRL 75-36-700-3 is the source of this 561-nucleotide messenger RNA. RefSeq lists its product as uncharacterized. The record is from RefSeq and is a predicted model, not a curated record. Bases 1 to 561 code for a protein of 186 amino acids. The transcript has 3 exons. NCBI's taxonomy places the organism in Eukaryota, Fungi, Basidiomycota, Pucciniomycetes, Pucciniales, Pucciniaceae.
AUGAAUGUCGAUGUCAAAGGCAACCAUCCGACUGAAGACGUGAAGCCGUCAGUCAAACCUUUGACCCCUGCGCCCCCUCAACUCCACUCCGAGGUCAACGUGGGCAAAAUCCUGAAGGCCUGGCCAAACAAGGACUGCCCCAAGUUCAAGGGCACCCCGGGUGAAGAUGCCCGGGAUUGCCAGAACGAGACGUGUCAGGAGUUCUACGAACGGUUCAGAGACUGGCAAACCAAGGCAAAAACUUAUGGUUACCAGUACGACAAGAAGACGACAUUCGUCAAGAAGCUGAUCCGGGGCCUAGCCACGGAGCACGACCACAAGCAUCGCAAAUUGCACCCUGUUGCCUCCACCUCUGGUGGCGGAUCCGGAAAGCGCCAAUCAGAUGGCGACUACGGUUGGGACCGGAAGAAGAAGUCCUCUUGCCUUGCUUGCUACAAUUGCAAGAAGGAGGGGCAUGUUCUCGCCAAGUUCCCAGAGCCAAAGACGGAUUGUCAAAAGGCUUGGGAGGCAAAGCACGCUGAAGAAAAAGCCAAUAAAGAAAAAAAGCGUAGUCAAUGGUGA